This is a messenger RNA of Pan troglodytes (chimpanzee), 1247 nucleotides long. RefSeq lists its product as uncharacterized. The transcript is spliced from 4 exons. The coding region runs from base 1 to 1155 and encodes 384 amino acids. The record is from RefSeq and is a predicted model, not a curated record. Lineage: Eukaryota; Metazoa; Chordata; Mammalia; Primates; Hominidae.
AUGGUGGGGCUGCAGCUGCCUGUCUCCCCUGGCAUUGCCAAAGACACGGAACAGAACCAGAGCCGGGAGGUUUAUUCUCUCAAUGCAGGGGGAUUCCUGGAGGUUUAUUGUCAAUGCAGGGGGAUUCCGUUGCCACUUGCUGCCAUCUCUGCACGAUCAACUCCUAUGCAUCUUCCCUUGGACUUGUCUGUGCUCAGCGCCAGGCCCCCGCCCACCCGCUUGCCUGAUUGUCGUGGGUCCCGCAGUCACUGGCUCCGCGGACGUUUUGCUCAUCUCCUGCAGAGAAUCCUGGAGGACGCCUUUCUAUCCCCAGCCUCCUUGGGGCAAAGGCCGGGGUGCCCAGGUCUCAGGCUGCAGGGCAUCAUUGCCUGCGAGCAGCUCUCUGGGGGCAGGCCAGGGGCUGGCCAGCGGGGCCUUGUGGAAUGUCACGGGAGUGGCACUGCCUUUCCGUGGGGCCUGUGGGUCACACUCCCUCCAAGAAGGGGAACGGACCCACCCCUGGCGGAGUCCUGGGCCUCCGUCCCUGGCUCCCGGGAGGCCUGCCUGGGAACGCAGCUGCAGCUGGGAGAGGAAGGCACCGGAGGUUCCCACACCGCCGCUCUUCCAGAACUCGCUCCGCCGCCGAUUUGGAGCAGCUUACAUUUUGUUUUGUCUCUGCUUCCAUCCGCAGUAUUUAUUUCUGCCUCCUGUGUUUCUGUUCUUCUCCAGUCUCCCCAGAGUCCAUUUCUUUCUUUCCAUCUCUAUAAGGAACCAGCUUCUGCCUCCGAGGAGUGUCUCUGCCUCGCCCUGUGCCGACUCCCAGCUCGCACUCCUGUCUCACGUUCCCUUGGCAUUUUGGUUUUGCUCUGUUAUUUGUUUGUUUGUUUAUUGAGACGGAGUCUCACUCUGUCCCCCAGGCUGGAGUGCGGUGGCGCCAUCUCAGCUCACUGCAACCUCCGCCUCCCGGGUUCAAGUGAUUCUCCUCCCUCAGCCUCCCAAGUAGCUGGGACUACAGGAGAGGGCCACCACGCUUGGCUAAUUUUUGUUUUCUUGGGUUUUUUUUUUUUUUUUUUUUUGAGACAGAGUCUCAUACUGUCGCCCGGGCUGGAAUACAGUGGGGCCAUCUCGCUCACUGCAACCUCUGCCUCCCAGGUUCAAGCGAUUCUCCUGCUUUAGCCUCCUGAGUAACCGGAAUUACAGAUUAGGACACUCAAGUCCAGAAGGUGGAGACCACCUGCUCAAGUCCUGCAGCCGGUGCGGAACCCUGG